AUCGGUCGGUAGGUAGGUAGGUAAGUAGGUAGGUAAGUAUUAUUACCUGGUAGCAACUUACAAUCGCUAGCAUUUGCAGCUGUUGUUGGUGCAACGCAAUGAUAAGUCAAAUUCUACGGAGGCAUCUAAACUAAAGUGUAAACGUGAACCGAAGCCACCGAUGCUUGAUAUCGAUCCUUCCUCCAAUGUCUCCGCCCCCAAUUGGGUUCUUCUCACAAGCCCCUCAAUUUGGAGUCGGACUCACUCUCGCCCUUUAAGUGGGAGGUGAGCAGUGGGCGGUCGCGAACUGACUGGCUGCGAAGCCAGGUUGGCUGGCUGGGCUGCGGAGGAGAGGAGAGCAAAGCAGAGGAGAGCAGAGCAGAGCAGAGCAGAGGAGAGCAGAGGAGGACGGCGCCGCCGCCAACAUUUACGCACGUUCCUGUCGUGCCGUGCCCGCGGCUCGCUCGCUCGCUUGACACCGACGACAACCACACACAACCAAGCUGGUUUCAUCAGCUUGCCACCCAACGAAUAAAGACGAAGAGGAGCUCUACGGAACUUUUGCUUGAGUUUGCAACGCACACGGACUGCCUGCCUGCCUGCCCGCUGAGGGAAUGGUUGAGCCCAGCCCUCCAGCGCUAGCGCUGCGCCUCCUCUCCGAUGUGGACGGCAGCAUGACGUGUGUCAAAGUGGAACAAGAGGAGAUUGCCAGAGAAAGCGGGCUUGCCAACACCCAAGCUACUCUCAAGAUGUCUCCCUCUCGCGACUGGCUGCUGGGGAAUCAGCCUCUGGUGGCCCGUCAGCUUACGCCGCCGCUCUCCUGUUCGCCUUUGGAGGAUUCUCCGGGUAAGGAGUUGCCACACAUACAAAGCCCGGUGACAGUCAAGAUGCAGGAUCCGCCAAAAGGACAAUCCAAGGAAGCAGGAAACCCAGAGUCUCUGGCGGAGAAGGAACUUCAGUUGUUGAUGAUGAUCAACCAGCUGAGUGGACUGAGGGAACAACUCCUGGGUGCCCACUCUGAGCAGAGGAACAUGGCUGCCUUGCUUCUGGAAAAACAGCAGCAGCAAAUGGAGCUGGCUCGGCAACAGCAAGAACAGAUUGCUAAACAACAACAGCAGCUGAUCCAGCAGCAGCACAAGAUCAACCUUCUUCAGCAGCAGAUUCAGCAGGUCAACAUGCCCUACGUGAUGAUCCCCGCUUUCCACCCCAAUGCCCAGAACCUUUCAGUGCCCUCUGAGCCACAGAUAAGCUUGCCGUUGCAGCCCAUCCCAUGCAAGCCAACUGUCGACUAUCCCAUGCAGUUGCUGUCCACACCUGCCAAGAGGAGCGCUGGUUCCUUCCGACAGGAAGCCGGUCAGCCCUUGAACCUGACGUCCAAAGCUGGAAAAGCCCCCAGUCCAAAAUGUAUGGAGAUGGCAUAUGUGGGGAUGCAGAGCACGUACAAACACAGGGAUCUGCCAAAGGACGCAUCAAGCAGCCCGCCACAGUCCACCCUCACUUUACUCCGAGACAGUGAUGUGGUCACCCAGGCCAUUCAUGAUGCCCAGCAGCUACUGAGGAGUCACAACGCUGGAGGGCACGAGCGAGAGAAAGAAACAGACACCAGCAGAAAAGUGGAGUGCAAAUAUCCUCCUUGCGGUGAGAGAAGCCUUCACUCCGAGCGCCGCCACGCAUUGCUGGCCACUGACGACCACCUCAGCAGUGACUCUGAGAGUGCCAUGCAGGUCCCAGGCAGCUACUCUGAAGCCCGCCCCCUUCCGUCCGCAGGCCACAUCAAGAGACCCAUGAAUGCCUUCAUGGUUUGGGCCAAGGAUGAGCGCAGGAGAAUCUUGCAGGCCUUUCCCGAUAUGCACAACUCCUCCAUUAGCAAGAUCCUGGGCUCCAGGUGGAAGUCCAUGUCCAACCAGGAGAAACAGCCCUACUAUGAAGAGCAGGCCAGACUGAGCAGGCAGCACCUGGAGCGCUACCCGGACUACAAGUACAAACCCCGGCCCAAGCGCACCUGUAUCGUGGAGGGGAGGAGGCUGCGGGUGGGUGAAUACAAAGCCAUGAUGAAGAGCCGGCGACAGGAACAGAGAACAACCUACGCCAGGAGUCCAACAGAACCACAGAGCAUCCACUACUCUCACAACGACGCCUUGUACCCGGCCGGCGGCGGCGGCGGCGGCGGCGGCGGCAGCUCUGUCUCCGUGCCGUCCAUGUCCUUUCACUCCUCCCUCCUGGAUCAUUACCUGCCGCAACCUCCGUCGGCAUCCCAUGGAGUGGAGGGCCCGCCCACAGCCGCCCCUCUGAGACAGACGGACAGACAACGACAGCAGGCACCAUACAGCGAAGGAGAGGAAAGUGACAGAGGGGAUCCGAGUGAGAGGGAACUUUUGCUCCUGACGGAUUGAAUUCCAAAGGAACUGGAAAUAAAAGAAGUCACUGAAUUUUA
This is a messenger RNA of Syngnathus acus (greater pipefish), 2413 nucleotides long. Its product is annotated as transcription factor SOX-13-like. The transcript is spliced from 13 exons. Gene Ontology annotation, molecular function: DNA-binding transcription factor activity, RNA polymerase II-specific; RNA polymerase II cis-regulatory region sequence-specific DNA binding. The coding region runs from base 594 to 2372 and encodes 592 amino acids. Gene Ontology annotation, cellular component: nucleus. The record is from RefSeq and is a predicted model, not a curated record. NCBI's taxonomy places the organism in Eukaryota, Metazoa, Chordata, Actinopteri, Syngnathiformes, Syngnathidae. Gene Ontology annotation, biological process: cell fate commitment; regulation of transcription by RNA polymerase II.